UCCAGCUCGUGUAUAUGUAAUAACAUAAACUGGUCGAUCUUCUCAUCUUGUCUCUUCAACUGACGGAGUGAAGACGUGGGUUCUGCAAGGAUGACUUCUUCCGCCGUUGUUAUUUUCGUCAGCGCCGUAUUUGUUGGUGUCGUUUUCGGCGAUAUUGAAACACAGGCUCUUCCCGGACAUGGCGAAUUUGUAAAGCGAGUCCGAAGGGAAACAGAUAAACAAAAUACAGCCAUCACCGGGUUCAGCGCAGCGGAAAAACAAAACAUUGUGGACAAACAUAACGAAUAUAGAAGAAUUCCAAAUGCGGCGGAUAUGCUUCUAAUGUCCUGGGACAACGAACUGGAGGCUCUAGCACAGGGCUGGGCGGCCCAGUGUAAAUUCGCCCACAACCCGAACAGAACAAUUGCUUCAUCAACCAGUCCCAUCGGCGAAAACUUAAGCAUCAAGGCUCCAUCUUACAACGAGGUUUCGUCAGUGACAAGUUGGUAUAACGAGGUAUCUGACUACACCUACAGUUCCAACACCUGCAGUGCAACCUGCGGCCAUUACACACAGGUGAUAUGGGCGAGUAGUUACAAGAUCGGGUGUGGGAUCAAGUUCUGCAGCACCAUAGAAGGAUCGACAAUCACGAACGGAUACGUCGUCAUCUGCAACUACCUUCCGGCAGGAAACUUCAGAGGUGAAAAGCCGUACAAGGAGGGAGCGUCAUGCAGCCAGUGUCCAGCAGAUCGGCAAACGUGUGAAAACAAACUAUGUCGUGAAAGCAGCGGUAGUGGCGGCAGUGGAACCACACCUACAAGCACAACAUCUUCCAACACGGCACAGAGUAGUAGUAGAGAAACCACAACUCGUGGCACUGAACGGAGUGGAGCCACUGCCUGGACCAUAACCAGUGACAUUUUGGUUCUGUCUGUCGUCUUCGGCAACUUGAUGUGAUUGAGUCAAUGAUGAAAAAGAUUAGUUAAGACUAAUAAGCCCAGUAUCUUCGAGAACAAAUUAUUUUCUCACCAACACACCGCCACCCUCCUCAUGAAAGUGUAGCGUAGGCAUUAUUUACUGCUUCAAGUACUGUCAGAAAAACUGGAAAAAUAGUUUUCUGGCUUCAUUUAAUAAAUACGAAAGAUGAAAAUAGCAUAUAUCAAAAUAACGCAAAUCUAUCUUAACUAGCCUAGCCUACCCGACGCUGUGAUUACGCUGAAAAGGUACUGUCAUAGGUAAAAUGAUGAUAAACGUAGGAAAUAUUCGUGUGUUGUCAUGCAUGUAUGAAAUGGCCUAUUGCCUGCCCCAUACACAAUAUUAAGAUUAUAACGGAGUAGCGUGCGCACAUUUCUCAAGUCUGUGCAGACUUCCCUCACUGAAGGGUUGGGUCAUCCUGGCACAGUCCGGCUGGUUAGGCGCAUCAUCAGCUCAGGGCCCUUUCCCCCUCUCCACGCAGCCCAGACAGCGAAUAGGACUUCUCCAAGGAAAGGCUGCAUACUAUUAGUCAAACCCACCGAGAAUUCUUCGGAGAAAGUGAAGACUCCCUUACUGCAACACUGCAUUAUUUACAAUGAUUCGCGAAUGUGCCUUUCCCAUGAUGUUGUUUCUUUCCUUGUGACAUAAGGGUAUGAUAACCCGGAGGCUUUAACGUUUAUAUUUUGCAUGUAAACUGCUCAAAAGAAGUUAAGCACCACUCUAUUCCUUAAUAAUGCUAUACUUAAUCUUUCAUGGCAUGACAGAUAUACUAAAGGAAUAUGAAAAAAAUUGGCUGGUUCUCAACUUGUUUAUAAUAGUAUAUGUCUAAAUAAUACUUGCUAGAAUUAUUCACAUGUCUUAUUAAAACACCACGACACUAGUUAGUACUGAGUAUCAGCGUGCUGUAUAAGUCGUCAUCUAUUUUGAUAUCAAUUAUCAGGAAGUUUCACACAUGCAAUAUAUUGUGCUAAAGUGUAAUCAUGCUAUUUCACGUAGCUAUUUGACAAAUGGUCCCUUUCCAUGACAUAAUAACAUAUGAACAUGUGUACGUAGCAUAGUUUCUGAAAUUAUGUAUAAAGCUUGUAGAUUAUAGCAUUAUAUGAUCACUCCGCAUUCAGGAUUUUCCUUUUUUUACUUGUCUUGAUUAACACGAUGCACAAAUAUGCAGCAAUUAAUCCAAACAAAAAUGAUUUCAUUUGACUAAUCCAUUAAAUAAUAUUAUGUGUGCAACUACUAACGAAUAAAUGAUAAACAGUCUUUCAGUAAUCGUUGAAGACGUAGUCCACGCAUCAUUGACAUGAUCACUGAACUGUAUUACACGUGGUAAGCAAAAACUGUGAUUUAAUCCGGUGUAAACAUGUAUCUAUUUGUAUGAUUUAUUGUUGUGUUUUCGAUCGAUAUUAACUUGCAAUAAAGUUUUGUUGUGUUAA
Messenger RNA from Haliotis rufescens (red abalone), 2384 nucleotides. Its product is annotated as GLIPR1-like protein 1. NCBI's taxonomy places the organism in Eukaryota, Metazoa, Mollusca, Gastropoda, Lepetellida, Haliotidae. The coding region runs from base 91 to 936 and encodes 281 amino acids. The record is from RefSeq and is a predicted model, not a curated record. The transcript is spliced from 6 exons. Gene Ontology annotation, cellular component: extracellular region.